AUGUUUUUCUACCUAAUUGGGACAAUUGUUAUUGCGGCUGUUUUUGCCUGGUUGACAGGCAUUCUUGGCUUGAACUCUCACUCACAUGCCAAGACGCCGGUGAAGACUACGAUAACGGAGACGAAGGUGUCAACAGAGCGAAAAGAAGUCUGCGUUUUAUUCGGGAGUCAAACGGGGACGGCGGAGAUGUUUGCAAAGACGCUUGUGCGGGAGGGGACACGACUGGGGGUUCCUAUAAGAAUUUGUGAUACGGAGAACUACGAGGGGCACGACCUUGAAUACGAGCAUCUUGUGAUCAUUAUCUGCUCCACCUACGGCGAGGGAGAACCCACGGACUCGAUGAAAGCAUUCCACGACUGGUUGAUGGAUGACAGCCGCACCCCCGAUGAGGAGCUGCGAAAUGUCAAGUACGCCGUAUUCGGCUUGGGCGAUCGCCAAUACCGUUACUUCUGUGAGGAGGGCAUUGUGGUGGAUCGUCGCAUGGCGGAGUUGGGGGCGCAGCGUAUAUAUGGCCUGGGCUGUGGCAACGCGGGGCAAAAUAUUGAGGAAGACUUUGAUGAGUGGCAUCGUGACUUGUGGCCGGCGGUGAGUCGCGUGCUCGGCAUUGAGUUGCGUCAACACGCGGAGGAGCCGAUGGAGCCGGCGUGCCGCAUGAAAGUGUGGGAGCCAUCCGAGGAGGCGUCCCUCCCGUUCCCAAAACUUGCUUCCGUAUUGGAGCCAACCCAACGCCUUCCGGCGUGGGCGCCGU
This is a messenger RNA of Trypanosoma cruzi, 748 nucleotides long. RefSeq names its product NADPH--cytochrome p450 reductase, putative. NCBI's taxonomy places the organism in Eukaryota, Euglenozoa, Kinetoplastea, Trypanosomatida, Trypanosomatidae. Gene Ontology annotation, molecular function: NADPH-hemoprotein reductase activity; flavin adenine dinucleotide binding; FMN binding. The transcript has a single exon. The record is from RefSeq and is a predicted model, not a curated record. Gene Ontology annotation, cellular component: cytosol. The annotation marks the transcript as partial.